This is a messenger RNA of Tripterygium wilfordii, 2184 nucleotides long. RefSeq names its product probable clathrin assembly protein At4g32285. Gene Ontology annotation, biological process: clathrin-dependent endocytosis; vesicle budding from membrane; clathrin coat assembly. Lineage: Eukaryota; Viridiplantae; Streptophyta; Magnoliopsida; Celastrales; Celastraceae. Gene Ontology annotation, cellular component: clathrin-coated vesicle; clathrin-coated pit. Gene Ontology annotation, molecular function: phosphatidylinositol-4,5-bisphosphate binding; clathrin heavy chain binding; SNARE binding. The record is from RefSeq and is a predicted model, not a curated record. The transcript has a single exon. The coding region runs from base 173 to 2026 and encodes 617 amino acids.
CAAAUCCACACACGAGAGAAGAAAACGAGACACGGAAAGAGUGAAGAAUUUUCGUUUCUCAGAUCCAUUUCCGCCGUCAAUUUAACCGGAUCUUGGCCUUCCGGUUGAAGAUUACAUCACCGAUAAAGUAACGCUUUUUUGAUCUGUUGAAUUCUGUUUGUUGGCCGUGGAGAUGGCGUCCAGUACGUUACGGAAAGCGAUCGGAGCAGUGAAGGACCAGACGAGCAUAGGCAUAGCGAAAGUGGCUGGUACCACGGCGCCCCACAUCGAGGUUCUCGUCGUUAAAGCCACCAGUCACGACGAGGAACCGGCUGACGAGAAGUAUUUCCGAGAGAUCGUGAACGUCACGUUGUAUUCGAGGGAAUUCGUGAGUGUUUGUAUGGGUACGCUAUCGAAGAGACUGAGCAAAACCCGUGAUUGGGUUGUGGCGCUUAAGGCCUUAAUGCUUGUGCACAGGCUUUUGGUUGAUGGGCAUCGUAAGUUUGAGGAGGAGAUCGUGUAUGCGACGAGGAGAGGGAUGAGGAUUUUGAAUAUUUCCGGUUUCAGAGAUGAAGCCCAUUCCAAUUCCUGGGAUCAUGCUGGGUUUGUGAAGUGCUAUGCGAUGUAUCUUGAUGAGAAGGUGGAAUUGGUGUUGUUUGAGAGAAAAUUCAAGGAUAAGGAAGAGAGGGUUGAUGAUAAAUUGGAUGGUGUUGGGCCUUACAGGCGAGAUGAAGGAGGAUUUAGGGAUGAUUAUGAGUAUGAAACGCGUAGGAGGUCGAGUUCCUAUGGCGAUGUAAAUGAAUCAAUUGGGAGAGAACAGAAAAAGGAGUCUACCCCGAUUAAGGAAAUGAAGCCAGAGAGGGUUUUGGGGAAAUUGGGUCAAUCAUUGAGGAUUCUUGAUAAGGUUUUGGCUUGUAGGCCAACUGGAAUGGCUAAAGAUAGUAGAUUGGUGUCUGUUGCUCUUUACCAUGUUGUGAAGGAGAGUUUCGGGUUAUAUGUCGAAAUCUGUGAGUUAUUGGGGGUGUUGUUGGAUAUGUUUACAGAGUUGGAGUAUGAGAAUUGUCUGAGGGGUUUUGAUAUGUACGUUAUGGCAGCAAAGCUGAUUGAUAACCUUAUUGUGCUCUAUGAUUGGUGCAAGGAUAUGGGUAUUGCUAGAUCGUCAGAAUUUCCUGAGGUGAAGAGGGUUACAGUUCAACUUUUGGGGACUCUUGAGGGAUUUUUGAAGGAAAUGUUAAGCGGAGGAAAGAAGAGCCCUGAGAGAAUUCAGAAUGAAAAGGCUCCAGUGAAGGAGGAGCAGCAAAUAAAUAUGAAUGAGGUGAAGGCUCUUCCUGCUCCAGAGAAUCAUGCUCCAAUCCGUACUACGUCUCCACCAGAGCCUCAACAACCAAAACCUCAGCCUCAGCUGGUGGUGGUGACCGAGGACUUGGUGAAUUUGAAGGAUGAUGUUUCAGCCGAUGAGCAAGGCAACAAAUUUGCAUUAGCCCUAUUCUCUGGACAGCCAGCUGCGAACGCCAAUGGUGCCUGGGAAACAUUCCCAUCCAAUGGAGAACCUGAACUGACUUCAGCAUGGCAAACACCAGCUGCCGAGACUGGCAAGGCAGACUGGGAAUUGGCAUUGGCAGAGUCAGCAAGUAAUCUGUCGAAGCAGAAGGCUACGAUGGGGGGUGGUUUUGAUCCAUUGUUGCUCAACGGAAUGUAUGAUCAAGGGGCUGUGAGGCAACAUGUGAGCAACGCCCAACUGAGUGGUGGGAGUUCUAGUAGUGUGGCAUUGCCUGGACUAGGCAAGAAUGGUACCACACAAGUCCUAGCAUUGCCUGCUCCAGAUGGGUCUUUCCAACCUGUUGGUAACCAGGACCCUUUUGCGGCAUCUCUCUUGGUGCCACCUCCUUCUUAUGUGCAGAUGGCAGAAAUGGAGAGAAAGCAACAAUUACUUGUGCAGGAACAGCUGAUAUGGCAGCAGCACGGAACGAAAGGGAUGCAAGGUCAAGUGGGUUACUACAACCAUGGGAUGGUGCACCCAGGAGGGUAUUACCAUACACAUUACUGAAUUUGAGCAUUUUUUUUAGAAGGGCUUCUACUUCCUUCAUGGACAUUUGCUAUAGCUCACCUUUUUGUCGAACAAAUUGGCUUCUAUAUCUGCUAUUUUCCGGUGUUUUCAUGUGUAACGAGUUGCAUAUAAUUGGGUUGCUUGUCCUACUUUUUCUA